Messenger RNA from Mya arenaria, 675 nucleotides. RefSeq lists its product as uncharacterized. Gene Ontology annotation, molecular function: nucleic acid binding. NCBI's taxonomy places the organism in Eukaryota, Metazoa, Mollusca, Bivalvia, Myida, Myidae. Gene Ontology annotation, biological process: DNA integration. The record is from RefSeq and is a predicted model, not a curated record. The coding region runs from base 1 to 675 and encodes 224 amino acids. The transcript has a single exon.
AUGUCGGAAAUGCCAUCAGGCCCAUGGAUGAAUUUAAGCGCGGACUUUUGUGGACCGUUACAAAAUGGGGACUAUUUAUUAUUUAUCGUUGAUGAAUAUUCACGUUAUCCAAUUGUGGAGAUAGUCAAAUCAGUAUCGGCAAACGCUGUCAUACCAGUGCUGGACAAAAUAAUAGCAAUGUUCGGGGUACCAACAGUGAUCAAAGCGGAUAAUGGCAGUCCAUUUAACAGUAAUGCAUUUUCAGAUUAUGCAAAAUACUGUGGAUUUAUUCACCGAAAAAUCACACCUAGGUGGCCGCGGGCAAAUGCUCAAGCAGAGUCUUUUAAUAAACCCCUAAUGAAAUGCAUCAAAUCUUCACAUGUAGAAGGAAAGAACUGGAAACAGGAGUUAUUCCGUUUCUUACGCCAAUACAGAGUGACGCCACAUACGUCAACUGGUUUUACGCCGUUCCGUUUAUUGUUUCAGCGGGAACCAUCAACGCGAUUACCAGAUAUCGCAAAACCAGAACAAGAUGUUAGAUUAGACAAACUCGCAAGGCGUAAUGACGAGAAAUCAAAAUCCCACUCGACAUCAGCAUUGGUGACAAAGUGCUACUGCGAAAUGAGACACCGUCUAAGUGCUCUACGCAGUUCAAACCAAUGCCAUAUACGGUUACGGAAACAAAAGGACCUAUGA